Molecule: messenger RNA, 1443 nt
Organism: Eimeria mitis
Lineage: Eukaryota; Apicomplexa; Conoidasida; Eucoccidiorida; Eimeriidae
Product: DnaJ domain-containing protein, putative
Exons: 12
Coding region: 1-1443 (480 amino acids)
Biological process (GO): 'de novo' cotranslational protein folding; regulation of translational fidelity
Cellular component (GO): cytosol
Molecular function (GO): Hsp70 protein binding; ribosome binding
Source: RefSeq, a predicted model, not a curated record
AUGCAAUGUGAGCAGCAGCAGCAGCAGCAGCAGCAACAGCAACUGCAGCAGCAGCAACUGCAGCAGAACCAACUACAGCAGCAGCAGCAGCAGCAGCAGCAGCAACUGCAGCAGCAGCAGCAAAGGAAGAAUUGGGAUCCGCGUAUAAAGCUGCAGAAGGAAGAAGAAAAGAAAAAAAAAGAAGAAGAGAAAGCAGCACAACUCAGAGCCAAAGAAGAAGAGAGAAAGGCAGCAGAAGAAAAAAAGCGUCAGGAGGAAGAGGAGGCGCGCCGCAAAGAAGAAGCAGCAGAAAGGCUGCUGAAGCAGCAGCAGCAAGAGCGGGCGACACUAAAGAAAGGAAUGAGUGAGGGGGAGAAAGAAGAGGAGCUGCUGAGCCCGCUGCAGCUGCAGGAGCUGAGCGCAGCACUGGCGUUAGAUGAAUUGAAACAAAUCCUAGGCAAAGCACACCAAGAACUCCAUCUACACGGGCCCACUGAGGACGAGGCUGGUGACCCCCCGGCGCUGCCUGAGAAGAUGGAAGCAACAAAAGAGCAGCGAAAUGUUGUUUUAUGUUUAUACGCAAAAAGAUGGGAGGAAAUAAAAAAAGAAAAAAUGCAAAAAGAAAAAGCUGCUGAGCAACAAGUGCAGCGGAUGCAGGAGGAGAAAAAGCGGCAAGAAAUGGAGAAAAAGAAAGCAAGUUCAGCUGAGGAGAAAAAGCGGCAAGAAAUGGAGAAAAAGAAAGCAAGUUCAGCUGUAUGGACACCUGAAGAACUCUCGCUGCUCAGCAAAGCUCUGCAGAAGUUCCCGGGCGGCACCACACGCCGCUGGCAGCAGGUGGCGAGCUUUAUUGGCUCGAAGACGCAGGAAGAGGUGGUGCAGAAAGCAAAGGAAAUGUCCGUCAACCCCAACCUGAAAACAAUGGGGACGAAAAUCUCGCAAGCGAUGCAGCAGAACAAGCACGAGGAGGCUGCAGCAGCAACAGCAGCAGCAGCAGCAACUGCUGCUGCUGCUGCAGGUAAAGAAGAGGCAUCAUCAGGCGCCGUCUGGACCCCGGAGCAGCAGACUGCCCUCGAGGCUGCUCUGGCGAAAUACCCUUCUUCUAUGCCCCCGCUGGAGCGGUGGUCAGCCAUAGCCGAAGACGUGCCGGGGAAAACCAGAAAAGAAUGCGUAGAAAGAUUCAAACAAGCCCUCGAGGCUGCUCUGGCGAAAUACCCUUCUUCUAUGCCUCCGCUGGAGCGGUGGUCAGCCAUAGCCGAAGACGUGCCAGGGAAAACCAGAAAAGAAUGCGUAGAAAGAUUCAAACAAGUGAGAUCAACAAAACACCAGCUGCAGCAGCAGCAGCAGCAGCAGCAGCAGCAGCGGCAGCAGCAGCAGCAGCUGCUGCUGCUGCUGCUCCGGCUUUAUGUCUCAGAUUCGCGCCGCCAUUAUGGCGAGCCAAGGAGCAUAAAGAGAGAAGAAAUAUAA